UCCCAAUGUUUUCACUGAUGCUCUAGGAAGCAGUGAAGCUGGAUUGUGGGGAGGGGGUUGGAGGAAGAUCCAUAUGAUGGAGGAGCCCCCUUGUUCCAUGAGGGGCAGGAACCCAGAGCUUCCCUGCUGAGGGCAGGAUCCUGGAUGGCAGGGAGGGACCUGUGACUCCUUUAAUGUCUCCUGUCCAAGCAUUGCCCAUGGGAGCCUAUGGCCAGAUCACAAGAGCCCCCUGGAUCCCUCCUGCCGAGGGGCAGAUCCCUCAGUGACCCCAGCAUCAUCACAGAGCCUGUAUCAGGGGCCCAGGACAUCCCAGAGGAGAUGGCUCAGUCCCUCGCCUUGCGUUCGGAGUAUCUGGUCUCAGGGAUGCGUACACCCCCUGCUCGAAGAAACAGCAAGUUGGCCACGCUUGGCAGGAUCUUUAAACCAUGGAAGUGGAGGAAAAAGAAGAACGAAAAAUUAAAGCAGACAUCUGCAGCUCUUGAGAAGAAGAUAUCUUCAAGGCAGAGCCGCGACGAGCUCAUAAAGAAGGGUUUGUUGGAGAUCAUGGACAGAGAUUCGGAGCCGGCCGAAUGUCCAGCUGGAGAUCAUGUGACACAGGGCCAUAGUGACCUUUUACCCCCCAUGACCCCGACCUCUGAAGACACCCCACAGGAUAUCCCUGUGGUAGCCACAGUGAAUGUCAGCUCCCUGGGCGAGGAUCAGAACCCUGAGCAUGGGGAGGAGGAAACAGGUAGAGGUCAGUUACUGGCGGCAGAUGACCUUGAAGACUCCAUUCUUCCCUCCGUGGAGAAAACAUUACAAGCCUUACUGCUGGCCGAGUCCAUGGACUCCCCACUACUAGAGAAAGACACGGAUCAAAUCCCAAGUCCUCCUCUGCUUCCAAUGUCUCAACCAAAGGCAACCUCUUGGGUCAGCCAGACCGUGACAGGGGCCGAAAUGGAAGAGGUCAUAUUGAAAUCUCCGCCUGCCAACAUACUGAAGAAUUCUGUUAUUCAUGGUUCCUCUCAUACCUCAGGACACACCAAUAUCUUCCAUGCCCAGAAAGUCACGGAACCCCAGGGGCAAGCAGUAAGAGGGCAACACUCCAGCCCAGCCGGUUCCCCACGCCUCUCACAUAUGCCUUUACCUUCUAGCAGAGUCAUCGAAGAACUCCAUCGAGCAUUAGCCACAAAACACCGCCAAGAUAGUUUUCAUGGUAGAGAAAUUAAAUCCUCACCCAAAAAGAGGGUGGAUUUCCGAACAUCUCGGCCCUCCAGCAUGGAAAAGAGCAAAGAUGGCAUUAAUUAUCACGAUGGAGACACAGAGAAUAAAACCAUCUCAGUAAAAGAGUCAGAGGAAAAUAAAGAAAACUUGAUCAGGGAUUCCGGCCAUAAAGACGACAUGCUGCACUACCAGGAUGAAGAUGCUCUAAACAGUUCCAUUAUUUCUGGGACAUUACCGAGAAAAUGUAAGAAGGAAAUGCUGGCUGUAAAGCUAAGGAACAGGCCGAGUAAGCAGGAGUUAGAAGACAGAAACAUCUUCCCCCAGAGAACGGAUGAAGAGAGACAGGAGAUAAGACAGCAAAUAGAAAUCAAGCUUUCAAAACGACUGAGCCAAAGGCCUGCAGUGGAAGAGCUGGAAAGAAGGAAUAUUCUGAAACAAAGAAACGACCAGACUGAGCAGGAAGAACGACGAGAGAUAAAACAGAGAUUAACGAGGAAGCUUAACCAACGGCCAACGGUAGAUGAACUAAGAGAAAGAAAAAUCCUAAUCCGAUUCAGCGAUUAUGUGGAGGUGGCGAAAGCACAGGAUUAUGACAGGAGAGCAGACAAGCCAUGGACCCGAUUAUCUGCUGCAGACAAGGCUGCUAUACGAAAGGAACUUAAUGAGUAUAAAAGCAAUGAAAUGGAAGUGCAUGCUUCAAGCAAACACUUGACCAGAUAUCAUAGGCCGUAGAAAUCUUCCUGUGGGAAAGACUCCUUCAUUUCGGUAAAACUGCGGAACAUGUUCCACGAGGAGCAGUGAUGUGCAGUUGUAAAGUUCAGCGCAUGGCGCUCUGAUAUUUACGCGGAGAGUGGUUUGGGCAAUGCACUUCCCAGCAUGGGAGGGACUCCCGAUGAGUCCCCCGCGUACGCCUGUGGACUGAUCAGCCCCUUGGGGUGAGAGAAACUAGCUCAAGGAUACACACGCAAAAUAAACUGGGUGUUGUUACCAGAGACUGGAUGGAAAAUGCGGUCUGAAGCUGCAUAUUGCAGCACAACGCUGUGCAUGUGUUGGUUUCACUACAGAGAGAUCAUCAUGGACACACAGCCAACACUUCAUACAGUAUUACGUCAACCUGUCAGCCUGAUCACAGUUUAUUUGUAACUCUUACAGUUAAUGCCUCUGCAAAAUAUUUUCAUGUUUUAUAUAUUUUUUUUUUAUGUCUUAAGAAAAC
Molecule: messenger RNA, 2416 nt
Organism: Pelobates fuscus (common spadefoot toad)
Lineage: Eukaryota; Metazoa; Chordata; Amphibia; Anura; Pelobatidae
Gene: PHACTR3
Product: phosphatase and actin regulator 3
Exons: 13
Coding region: 208-1935 (575 amino acids)
Biological process (GO): actin cytoskeleton organization
Molecular function (GO): actin binding
Source: RefSeq, a predicted model, not a curated record